AGUUAGUUAUUGAUUUCUAUUUUGCUCAACUUUGCAUUAUAUCCUCACAAGUUUCUCGGUGAAAACGUUCUAGCAAAUUCCUUUAAUAUUUUAAAAUUUUUAUUUAUAACCCGUACUUUAAUCCCAAAGACUAACUUUAAUAAACUAAAAAGCGAAAAAAUUCAUAAAAUUUAAUUAUUUCGGAGUUUUAAGUUUCAUAAACACGAAGUGAACAGUGUAAAGCAAACAAGAUUUCCCAUCUACUUGAGAAUCCGCUCCAUCAAUCGCCUUCGGCUUCGGGCACUGUGAUUGUGGAGAGAACGGAUUUUUAUAACGUGGCCAGCGGCGACAUCAUCAGAACGCAGCACAGUAAAGUGCACCCUAGUCCGGGGGCCGCCCGCAGUGUGUGGGCGUUGCCCCUGACAUCAUGUAACAUGGUCGCUGAAGAAGAUAGCGCCGCCAACACGGAAGAACGUCCGCACUCACCACCGUCGUUACGUCGUGGCGUACGUAGCGGCGUAGGUGUGAACAAUGUUGGCGGCCGAGUUGGACACACGGCUGGAGGAGAUGGCGCUAUCGACGAUCACGAUGAUAGCAACAUACUGUUAUUCGAGGGUCUUGACGGUGCUAUGGCACAUUUAGAUGAUAUAUUUGAUGUGAUAAAAAAUGGCGAAGUAUGUGAUGUGGAAAAUUUGGUGGAGAAAUUCGGAAUAGAAUGUUUGUCGGCACGCGAUCGACAUGGUUAUACGCCAGGCCAUUGGGUUGCGCUGAAUGGCAAUGUGGAAAUGAUGCGUUAUUUAAUCGAACGAAAUGCACCAGUUGAUUUACCCUGUCUGGGUACACAGGGCCCGCGACCUAUACACUGGGCAUGUCGCAAAGGUCAUGCGGCUGUGGUUCAAGUAUUGUUGCAGGCAGGUGUUGCUGUAAAUGCAGCUGAUUUUAAGGGUCUUACACCGCUCAUGAGCGCCUGUAUGUAUGGCAAGACAGCCACUGCUGCUUACUUACUCGGCAUGGGUGCGUUAAAUCACUUAACGGAUAUAAAUGGUGACACCGCUUUACAUUGGGCAGCCUAUAAAGGUCAUGCCGAUCUAAUGCGUUUGCUAAUGUACUCUGGUGUUGAACUGCAGAAAACGGAUAAUUUCGGGUCGACACCAUUACAUUUGGCUUGUCUUUCGGGCAAUAUGACCUGUGUACGCUUAUUGUGUGAAAAAUCCAAUAUGGAUUUAGAGCCGCGUGACAAAAAUGGUAAAACACCGAUAAUGUUGGCGCAGGCACAUCAACAUCAGGACAUUGUGCGUUUGCUGUACAAUGAAGUUAAGAAAAAAUCACGUUGGAUUCCGUCGAUUUCAGAAAUUUGGGGUUGGUUAUUUGGUGGCGCUGGCGAUUCAAAGGGACCAUUGCUACUUUUUUUAUUCUCAGUACUAUUAUGGGGAUAUCCUAUGUAUAUGAUAAGGGCUAUACCAAUUACCUGGAACAUACUUCGCCGCUCCCAUUAUUGUUUCAUCUAUUGGAAUGCUGUCAUGUGGAUCAGUUGGGUCAUUGCAAAUCGCCGAGACCCUGGCUACAUACCACUCAGCUCGGACGCUUACUAUCGCGCCAUCAAACAAAUACCGUAUUUUGAUAAGUUGAAAAAACGUAAUGUGAUAUUGACGCGUUUGUGCCAUAGCUGUCGUUGUUUACGACCGUUGCGUGCUAAACAUUGUCGCGUCUGCAACCGUUGUGUUUCGUAUUUUGAUCAUCACUGUCCGUUCAUCUAUAAUUGUGUGGGCUUGCGAAAUCGUAUGUGGUUCUUCUUGUUCGUACUGUCAGUGGCGGUGAAUUGCUCGUUUACCAUUUACUUUGCUUGCUACUGUGUAAUGAUUGAGGGCUUUACAUUGCUCUAUGUCUUGGGUUUGCUGGAGGCGGUGGUCUUUUGCGGACUCGGUUGGAUAUUGACUUGCACUUCGAUAUUACAUGCCUGCAUGAAUCUCACCACGAAUGAGAUGUUCAAUUAUAAACGUUAUCCAUAUUUACGUGACAAACGUGGCCGUUAUCAGAAUCCAUUUUCACGUGGUCCUAUACUGAAUUUAUUGGAAUUCUUUGUUUGUCUACCUGAUCGGAUUGAUGAAAAUGAUCUACUCAUGGAGGAUAAUAUUUGAUUGAAAACUUAGGUACGCGCUAAUGCGCGGCGCCGUAAAAUACCAGCACAUGGAUAAUAAAUAGCUUAAAUCAAAUGAGCGGGGUUAUAAAAUCCCCUCUUGGCAGCUAAAUGCACAUUGAAUGAAAGAUAGCUAAAUACUUGCUUAAAUAUAAAUUCACCACGCGGCUUAAGUCUACAAAGCAUUAUUACGAAGAAACAAAUUAAGAAUGACUGUGAAUUGUUACGCUAAAACUUUGAAACAAGUUUCAAGAAAAUUCCGCGUUGUAUGUGGUCAGAUGACCGGAAGGCAAACUAAUAAUACUUGUACAAAUAUUAACUCCAGGAUGGUACAAAUGCAUGGUCUAAAACGCCUAAUAAGCUAAUUUGUACAAUGAACCGCAAUGUGUUUAUUGAAAUGAAAAAAAUACUUAGCAACUUUCUUUCGAAUACGGUUUUUCAAGGAUUCUGAUCAAUGUGACCGAAACGAUCCGAAUUUAACUUGGUAGUAUUUAUAUGUUUU
Molecule: messenger RNA, 2618 nt
Organism: Bactrocera dorsalis (oriental fruit fly)
Lineage: Eukaryota; Metazoa; Arthropoda; Insecta; Diptera; Tephritidae
Gene: Patsas
Exons: 3
Coding region: 414-2117 (567 amino acids)
Biological process (GO): protein palmitoylation
Cellular component (GO): Golgi membrane
Molecular function (GO): palmitoyltransferase activity; protein binding
Source: RefSeq, a predicted model, not a curated record